Messenger RNA from Postia placenta MAD-698-R-SB12, 285 nucleotides. RefSeq lists its product as hypothetical. Gene Ontology annotation, biological process: mRNA splicing, via spliceosome; maturation of SSU-rRNA. Gene Ontology annotation, cellular component: sno(s)RNA-containing ribonucleoprotein complex; U4/U6 x U5 tri-snRNP complex; U6 snRNP. The coding region runs from base 1 to 285 and encodes 94 amino acids. Gene Ontology annotation, molecular function: RNA binding. The record is from RefSeq and is a predicted model, not a curated record. NCBI's taxonomy places the organism in Eukaryota, Fungi, Basidiomycota, Agaricomycetes, Polyporales, Adustoporiaceae. The transcript is spliced from 3 exons.
AUGCCCCGCCGGCCGACCUCGAGCCGCCCCCACCCCCCGCCUCCACUGCCGACGACCACCGGCUCGCCGACCGACUUCUUGAAGGGCGUGGUGGGCAAGCGCGUCGUCGUACGGCUCACGUCCGGGGUGGACUAUCGAGGAGUGCUGUCGUGUCUUGAUGGCUACAUGAACAUCGCCCUCGAGCAGACCGAGGAACAUGUCAACGGCGCCGUCACCAACCGCUACGGCGACGCGUUCAUCCGAGGCAACAACGUCUUGUACAUCUCUGCAGCUGAGCCUUUGUAG